AUGGGCGGCGCCGACAGACAAGGCGGAAAGGCCAAGCCUCUCAAGGCGGCCAAGAAGGCGAACAAGGAGCUCGACGAAGACGAUUUGGCCUUCCAAGAGAAGAAAAGGGCCGAGGAGAAGGCGAGAAAGGAAAUGGCCGCAAAGGCCGGCGGCAAGGGCCCUCUUACGGCACAGAACACGGACUCCCACAACAUCCAUUACAUCUUCGAGAUGACGGUCAACACCGGCGAAGCCAAUGUGCGCCGGCGCCGGCAUGAUUCUCCAAGCUCUAGCGACUCCAACACCCUCCUGGACAAAGUCAAGAAUGUGGAAGGCAAGAUAGAAGACACGGUGCUCUGGGCUUGGGAUGAGCUUCCCGACUGGCGCAAAGACAACGCCUUCAUCCACACCGGCUACCGGCCCACCAGCAACAGCUACCUCUUGUCCUUUGGCAGCAUCUUCUCUAUCCACAACGAAACCGUCAACGUCUGGACGCAUCUCCUCGGCGCCAUAAUCUUCUCAGCCCUAGGCGCCGUCGCCUACUCGUUCUACGAGGCCAUCAUCGCGCCGCGCUAUGCCACCGCCACCUGGGAGGACUGGCUGGUCUUUGGGUGUUUCUUCGCGGGCGCCUUCUUGUGUCUCGGGAUGAGCGCGACCUACCACGCCAUCUGCAACCACUCGCCCGACGUGGCCAAGUGGGGCAACAAGCUCGACUACACGGGCAUCGUGUGCCUCAUUAUGGGGAGCUACAUGCCCGCCAUGUACUACGGCUUCUACUGCUUGCCCAGGUUGCUGGAGGUCUACCUCGCUCUGAUCUGGGCACUUGGCCUGGGAUGUCUCACCGUCUCUUGGUUCGAGCACUUCCGCACACCAGAGUGGCGACCAUACCGCGCGUUGAUGUUUGUGGGCUUGGGCGUCUCCGGCGUGUUUCCUGUUAUCCACGGCCUGAGGAUAUACGGCUACAAAGAGCUCAAUGAGCGCAUGGGGCUUUCCUGGGUCCUCCUACAGGGCCUGCUGUAUAUUUCAGGAGCCUUCCUUUACGCUCUGCGAUGGCCGGAGCGGAGCUGGCCAAAGACCUUUGAUAUAUGGGGCUCUUCACAUCAGAUCUUCCACAUUCUCAUCGUGUUUGCUGCUGCGUCACAUCUCUACGGAAUGACCAAGGCCUUCGAUUAUCAUCAUGGACCGUUCGGAGCGAGGUGUUAG
This is a messenger RNA of Diaporthe citri, 1182 nucleotides long. RefSeq lists its product as uncharacterized. NCBI's taxonomy places the organism in Eukaryota, Fungi, Ascomycota, Sordariomycetes, Diaporthales, Diaporthaceae. The transcript is spliced from 6 exons. Gene Ontology annotation, molecular function: signaling receptor activity. The record is from RefSeq and is a predicted model, not a curated record. Bases 1 to 1182 code for a protein of 393 amino acids. Gene Ontology annotation, cellular component: membrane.